UUUCCAAGAAGCAGAACAACGAUUUGGCGGAACGCAGAGAGUUCAGAAGAAUCGCGUUUGGGUUCGGAGAUGGAAAUUUCGACUCCUAGAUUUUCCAGGCCCUUGUCCAUAACGCCGGGUUCUAGGGUUUUGAGAAGCCCUCUCACCGAUGAACAGAUCUGGAAGCGACUCAGAGACGCGGGCUUCGACGAGGAAUCCAUUAAGAACAAAGAUAAGUCCGCUCUCGUUGCUUACAUCGCUAAGCUUGAAGCUGAGAUACAUGAUCACCAGCAUCACAUGGGCCUUCUCAUAUUAGAGAGUAAGGAAUCGGCUACCAAGUUUGAACAAGCUAAGGCCUUGGCUGAAUCAUCUGAGUUAAAGCAUAAACAUGAUUCAGCCAUGAACAAAUCUCUAUUAACUGAUUCAAGGAGACGGGAAGAAAGUUUGAAGAAGACAGUAGACGUCAAAGAAGCAUGCAUAGCAAGUCUUGAGAAAGCCUUGCAUGAAAUGCGUACCGAAUGUGCUGAAACAAAAGUUGCAGCUGAGAGUAAAUUUGCUGAAGCACAUCAAUUGAUAGAUGAAGCGCAGAAAAAAUUUACAGAGGCUGAGGCCAAGUUGCGUGCUGUGGAAUCUUUGCAAGCAGAGGCUGAUCGAUAUAACAGUGUUGCAGAGAGGAAGCUUCGUGAUGUUGAAGCACGUGAAGAUAACCUCAGACGGCAAAUCAUAUCUUUCAAGUCAGACUGUGAUGAAAAAGAUAAGGAGAUGAUUCUUGAGAGGCAAUCCCUUUCUGAAAGGCAAAAGGGUUUGCAGCUAGAACAGGAAAGGUUACUUCAGUCACAAGCCUUGCUCAACCAGAGAGAGGAUCACCUUUUUAGUAGAUCUCAGGAACUAAAUCGUCUUCAAAAAGAGUUAGAGGAGACAAAAGUGAAAAUUGAAAAGGAAUAUGAUGCCCUCCAUGAUGAGAAAACCAAUCUAAAACUGAUGGAGGCCACCCUAACUCAACGAGAAGAGGCACUGUCUAAACAGGAAACUGAGCUGAACAAGAAAGAGCAAGAGUUGCUGCAAUAUGAAGAGAAACUUGCUAGUAGAGAAUCUGAUGAAAUUCAGAAAGUUGUAGCUGGUCAGGAAGCUGCAAUGAGAACUAGAAAAUAUGAUUUGGAAAUGGAGCUACAAAUGCAGCUCAAAUUGGUUGAAAAUGAAAUUGAAACAAAGAGACGGGCUUGGGAAUUGAAGGAGGUUGAUCUUAAACAACGGGAGGAUCAAAUCCUGGAAAGGGAGUAUGAGCUGGAAGUUAUGUCAAGGUCACUGAGCGAGAAGGAAAAUGAUCUGGUGGACCUGUCAAGUGCUCUUGAAGAAAAAGAUCAAAGCUUGAGAGCUGCUGAGAAGGAGUUUGAGUUAAAUAAAACCCUUUUGCAAAAGGAGAAAGAUGAUAUUGAAGAAACAAAGCAAGAUCUGCAGAAGUCUUUGGCAUAUUUGGAUAGUAAACAAAGACAUGUUGAUAAUGCAAAGGAGAGACUGGAGUCCAUGAAAAGUGAAACAGGUGACUUGUCAAUUUUGGAAGUGAAACUAAAGGAAGAGAUUGACCUUGUAAGAUCUCAGAAGUUGGAGCUUUUGGCUGAGGCAGAUAAGCUGAAAGCUGAGAAGGCAAAGUUUGAAGCUGAGUGGGAACUUCUUGAUGAAAAAAAAGAAGAGUUGAAGAAAGAAGCAGACCACAUAGAAAAGGAAAGGAAGAUAGUUUCCGCUUUUAUUAAGAAUGAGCGUGACAAGCUGAGAGAAGAGAAAGAAAAUUUACGUAAUCAGUACACCCAUGACUUGGGGUUGCUUGCCAGUGAACGGGAACAGUUCAUGAACAAGAUGGCACAUGAACAUGCUGAGUGGUUUGGCAAGAUACAGCAGGAGCGAGCAGAUUUCUUGCGGGACAUUGAGAUGCAAAAGAGGGAGCUGAGUAACCUUAUUGAGAAGAGGCGUGAAGAGGUGGAAAGUUAUUUGAAGGAAAGAGAAAAGGCUUUCGAAGAAGAAAAGAGCAGUGAACUCCAAUGUAUUAAUGCUCUUAAGGAGAAAGCAGCCAAAGAGUUGGAAGAAGUUUCCUUGGAGAUGAAAAGGCUUCAAACUGAGCGAACUGAGAUAAAUUUGGAUCGUGAACGGAGAAAUAGGGAAUGGGCUGAGCUAACUAAUUGCAUUGAGGAACUUGAGGUUCAAAGGGAUAAGCUACAGAAACAGAGAGAACUGUUGCAUGCUGAUAGAAUUGAAAUUUAUGCUCUGACUGAAGAAUUGAAAAAGUUAGAGGAUUUGAAACUUGUCUCCGAUGACAUUGCUAUCACUGAAAUGCUUAAAUCUGAUAUGGAGUUGAACCAACAGAAAAUCUCUGCAAGGAAAAACUUGAAGCAUCGAAAUCUUACACAAGGUCACCUUGAUAAUAUUAGCAAUGAUUUUGAUACUCCAUUUAUACAGAAGUCAUCUGUUGUUUCCCCUCCUAGCCCUGUUCGAUUCUCAUGGAUAAAACGAUGCAGAGAACUAAUUUUUAGAAAUUCUCCUGAGAAGCCACUCGUGGAGGAUUUGCCUCUGGUUUCUGUUGUAGGUAAUGUUAGCAACGGGCAGAAGCACUUGGAAAAUGACAAACUGCAUGGUAAUUUUGAGAAGGGACAGGAAAUGGGAUUUUCUUUUGGAGAACCAAAAGUAAUAGUUGAAGUACCCUCUCGAGAUGAAGAAGCCAGCAGAACAAGUGAGUUUGAAUCUGCGACUAAAGAUCUUAAUGGAAAAACUGCCAUCUUGUUUUCAGAUGAACGUCAUGUGGGCAGACAGAAAAGAGGCAGGGGGAACUUGUCUAAUAAAGUUAUAGAUCCACUUGUAGACAUGGGGCAGAAUAAGAAACAGAGAGCAGAAGAACAAACAACCGAAAAUCCUUUAGACAAGGGCUGUCUGAUUUCAACCCAAUCAGAUGUGUCAGAGGUCCAGCAGGCAUUAAUGUCAUCAAAUCUAACACAAGGGAACCCUGAAGAAACACAUGUAGUAAUGGUUGAUAAGGUUAUUCAUGUAUCAGAAGUGAUUUCUGAGAAAGUUGAUGCUCUCACCAUCCCCAAUCAAGAACCAAGAGAUCAUUUUCAGAAUCCUGCAUUGGGAGUGGGACAAUGUAAUCUUCAUGGAGAAACAGUUGAUCAAUCAAAUUCUAAAACUAGACAAGAAGAUAUUUUACCUAGUGGUUCCAGUGUAAUGGGAAACAAUGGACAAGUUUCUGAGCGCUGUGAUAUUUGACUGUGGACAGGGACUGCAUAUGGUGGAUAUGGGCAUUGGUACUGAUAAUUAGUGUGGUUAGGACAUAAGUAUAUAGUAGGAGAGUAUGAGUGCAGGACACCAAAGGGUCUCUUCAUUUGUUGGUGAGUUGGAGUUGGGUAUGUGCGUAGAGAUAACAGGGGGUGUCUGCUGUGUGUACACACUGUUUGGAUGCUGUUGCAAAUUGCAAUGAGUGUGGGGUAGACUGUUGAUAUCAUAGUUCGUAGCAUCGGGAUGUUAUGCAUUUCAACUAAAGAAAAAGAAAAGUUGGGUACAGCAUAAGGAUAAGUUACUUUCAAAACCUAGCAUGUGUGUUUUUUGAUUUAGCGAGUUUUUCUGGCAUGGUUUAGUUUGCCCCGUUGAAACCAUCCAGAUUUGAGUUUUUACCAGCGCUGAAUGUCAUUGUGUAGCCAUUAAUAGCAAAGUUUCCGUCUACAAACAUGAUUGCGCUCAGCAUAACAAGUAUCUGAAGCUCUUGUUUAUGUUUG
Messenger RNA from Gastrolobium bilobum, 3737 nucleotides. RefSeq names its product protein CROWDED NUCLEI 4. Gene Ontology annotation, biological process: nucleus organization. Gene Ontology annotation, cellular component: nucleus. The transcript is spliced from 9 exons. The record is from RefSeq and is a predicted model, not a curated record. Lineage: Eukaryota; Viridiplantae; Streptophyta; Magnoliopsida; Fabales; Fabaceae. The coding region runs from base 70 to 3231 and encodes 1053 amino acids.